AUGGAUUGGUUAUUGAAUCCGGCCCUGCGUGCGGUGGGCGGGGGCGGGGGUGUUGCGGCGCUAUAUGUUGAGCGGCGAGCGCGCGAGGCCGGCGGGCGCGGCGGCCACGCGGCGGCCGAGCUCGGCGAGCCGCUCGUCGUGCUGGCGAGCGCGCGCGCCGAGCGCCCCGCCCAGCGCCAGCAUGCGCUGCGUCGCCUCCUCGCCCCACGCCUCCGCCAUGCGCACCUGCGCACGCAAACAAACAUGUCUACUACAUGCAACAUUUAUACACCACCAAAACGAACAGGCAACUCAUGA
Molecule: messenger RNA, 297 nt
Organism: Parnassius apollo (apollo)
Lineage: Eukaryota; Metazoa; Arthropoda; Insecta; Lepidoptera; Papilionidae
Source: the annotation of a GenBank genome assembly